Xenia sp. Carnegie-2017 is the source of this 633-nucleotide messenger RNA. RefSeq names its product THAP domain-containing protein 5-like. The transcript has 3 exons. The record is from RefSeq and is a predicted model, not a curated record. Bases 1 to 633 code for a protein of 210 amino acids. NCBI's taxonomy places the organism in Eukaryota, Metazoa, Cnidaria, Anthozoa, Malacalcyonacea, Xeniidae.
AUGCCGUUUGCUUGUCCUCCGAAUUCAACCUUAACAACAGUUUCCACUGAUAAUACGGAGAGAAAAUCUACCUCCUCUCAAUACUGUUACGUUUGCAGCGAGCACUUUGCUCCCGAUUGUUUUGAAUCGGACCUAAGACAGAAACUUACACCAUGGCAACCUUUAAAAAGGCGACUGAAGCGGGAUGCAGUACCAUCGAUCUUUUCAUUUGGCCCUCAACCCAGUAAAAAGCGUCUGUCUAGCGAGCAUCGUACAGAGAAACGUCAGGCUGAUCAAGACAAGGAGGAACUUUCAAAUAUUUUAGAACAAUGUUCCUCCACAAGUACAAAUGUUUUCUCAGUGGUUGAGCCUGAAGCAAAUAACAGUUGUGAUUUGGGUGCGUCUGACAGUCCUGAAGCAUUGCCAACUAAUUAUUGCAAGCCAGAAACCAAAGAUGCAUCAACACAGUGUUCAUUUGUUGUGAGGAGUUUACAUGCCAUGGAAGUCCAAACUACACUGUCGAUGCUGAAUACUGUGGAUGCAGAGGCUGAAAACAAACACCCUCAUAUUGAUCACCAAUAUGAUGUGUGGCAUUGUCUAAAUCUGUCACAAAAACUAACAAAGAAGGCUAACAUUAAGGAAAUGAUGACUUGA